CACACUCCUCCUCUUCCUUCUUCAAAUUUCAGUUUGGCACCUUUAAAUUAUUUAGUUUUUGUGUUUAACGUUAAUUCGUAAGUUUGUUUUGUAUUACUUUUCAUUGUACUUUGUGAUUUUAUGUUAGUAACUUAAUUACUUUUAAUUAUCCUUUGUGAUUUUAUGUUAGUAACUUAAUUACUUUUCAUUGUUAUGUCCCUCUUGUAUUACUUUUCAUUAUCUUUUGUGAUUUUAUGUUAGUAACUUAAUUACAGUUUUAUUGCAGAUGUCAUUCCAGAGGUUCACGCUUGGGUUGCUGUGGAAUGGUUACACGGAAGAGACCGAAAAGGGUGUAAGUUACGUCGGUGGCAAUUUUUAUAAAAUGAAGGUCCGUAUGAGACCGAUGCUUGAAGAGCUCCAUCAAAUGUGCACUCAGAUUACCUGCAUGGAUGGCACUAGAAGAGUUGAUCAAAUGGUGUAUCGAUAUCCAAACAGACAUGACGGGUUGCUGUGGAAUGAGGAAUUCCUCCUUACCACUCAGGAGGACGUUGAUGCCAUGGUCCAAUUUUUGACCACCAAUAAAAUUAAGCAAGCGGAGAUGUUCGUUUACACAGAGGUCGUCGAAGGCAGUGUAGGCCAUUCUGGAGAUGGCCAAACAUCUGGUAUCCACGGUGGGAGUGUAUUAUACGAAGAUCAUCCCCACCAGGAUUUUCAAGACUCGAGCUGGAGGCAGGAGUAUCAUCAUGGAACUGGAGGUCAUCAUCAAUCCUUCCCUUCAUAUAAAGAAGAAGCUCAACAGGCGGAUCACAACCAACAAGCAUGCUACCAGUACCCACCCGAGUACAACUUCUAUCAAAGCGGUGUUAGUUACCACAACUACCAUUACGGAGCCGGUGAAGGUGAAGGUGGCUUUCAUGAUGAUAAUCAGAUGGAAGUAGAGGUCAAUCCAAGUCCAGUUAGUGACCCUGAGGUUGAAGAAGAGGAAGGCGAAGUUAGUGCAAACAGCUUCGAUCCACUGGAAGGUGCUGAUGAUUCCGGUCCAGAUUCAGACGUAGACGGUGAUGAGGUACCUCGCGACCGUGUACCUAUUCCAUACUAUAAUCACAUUCAAAAUGAAGAUUGGUAUGUUGAUGGCAACAUGGACUCGCCAGAGGUGCCAGUAUGGGGUCCACUCACUGGCUUUACGAAGGGCCAACAAUUUGCAACGAAGAAUGAGGUCCGACACGCGAUUGCCACUGAAGCAAUGACUCGUAGUUUUGAAUAGAAAACUACACAUUCUGACACAAAGAGGCUGAUGGUUCGAUGCAAAAAUGAAAAUGAGGGAUGCAAAGCUAGGGUCCGGGCCAUCAAGAGCAAGAGAGUCGGCCAUUGGGUCAUUUCCUGUGCCGUGAACACACACACAUGUGUGUCAUCAAUAACAUCCCAAGGCCAUCGACAAUUGAAAUCAAGGGUGGUUGUCGCGGCUAUCAAACAUCUAAUUGAGGAGGAGCCCGACCUGAAGGUGAUAACCAUCAUCGCCCACAUUUCUAGUCGUUAUGGUUAUAUCAUUAACUACAAGAAAGUGUGGCAUGGGAAACAAAAAGCAAUGGCUGCCGUGUUUGGUGACUGGGAAGAAUCAUAUGCAUUCCUUCCCAAAUUGAUUUUGGCGUUGGAGGUGUCUAACCCUGGCACCAUUUUCUCACCUCGCUACCAAGAUGAAGAAUUUCAACCGCCGGUGCCUGGUAACAAGCGCCAAUUCAAGCGUCUUUUCUAGGCAUUCAAGCCAUGUAGUGAUAGUUUUCCAUACUGUGUUCCUAUGAUUCAAGUUGAUGGAACAUUCCUUACCGGUAAGUACAAGGGUACUCUACUGAUUGCCAGCGGAGCAGAUGCGAAUAGAGUAGUAUAUCCAUUAGCCUUUGCCAUUGUGGAGGGAGAGAAUACCGAUAGCUAUGGAUGGUUCUUCAGACAAAUUCAGCUCCAUGUCACCAGGCGGACGAACCUGACUAUCAUCUCAGAUCGCCAUGCCGGUAUGCGGGCUGCUAUCUUAGGCUUGGAUCCAGCCUGGAACUGGUCACAGAGAUGGUGCAUACGACAUUUCAAGAGCAAAUGGAACCAUCAUUUCAAGCGAAAGAAGCUUGUUGAUAGUCUAUGGUGGAUCGGUAAGCGUUCUAAUUAAUUGUUAUAUAUGGUGGCAGAUUAGUGGAACUCGGGUGCACCAUUGACCGGGAUGUAACGGAAACUUGUGGACGUGAUGCGCAACAAUGCGUUCUAUAUACGGAUCGAACUUAAGCUACGAAGGUGCAUAGAAAAUAGACCAUUAAUCAACAU
Messenger RNA from Linum trigynum, 2286 nucleotides. The record is from the annotation of a GenBank genome assembly. NCBI's taxonomy places the organism in Eukaryota, Viridiplantae, Streptophyta, Magnoliopsida, Malpighiales, Linaceae.